This is a messenger RNA of Neospora caninum, 555 nucleotides long. RefSeq lists its product as hypothetical. Lineage: Eukaryota; Apicomplexa; Conoidasida; Eucoccidiorida; Sarcocystidae. The transcript has 10 exons. The coding region runs from base 1 to 555 and encodes 184 amino acids. The record is from RefSeq and is a predicted model, not a curated record.
AUGCGAAACGCAUUUAUGGCUGUGGCCAUGGCAAUUGCCAUGAAAUCGUCUAGUGCAGCUUUCGUGCCAUCGGGCACGAUUACUGGGACUGAAUUCUCUCGUGAUGACCAAGCCAGCAUGGGAGAAGCUGCCGGGGCGAUUGUCGGUGAUUCCGUUGCAGCCACUCUGCCUUCGGACCAUCCAGCCCUUGACAAAAAUGCCGCUGGUGUCAUAAUGCAAGACUUGGCGGAGGUAGUUCCGCCGAAAGCAGCGGUUCAUGCGAGCCUUGAGGACGUCGAAAAUAUCUGCGAAAGAGAUUAUUCCCAGACCUGCCCCCUGGACUAUGAAUUAGCAGGACACGCUUUUGGACCCAAUUCUCUAGUCUGCGGCCCUGGUCCCGGAUACGAUGGGCCAUGCAAGGGUGACUUGCUGGACCUUUCUGAAGUCAAAUCCGCCAGGGCAAAGAAAACAUGGGCGUCUCGCUGUAUGAGAGAUUGGCCGUGUGUACAGUGUAGCCACAAGUAUUCAGCCCAGUGCCCAAAGGGCUGGAAGCCUUCAGAAGGUAACAAAGAAUGA